AGUUUGAUGGGGCGCCGGGCGGAUGACAGCGGGAACGGUUGUGAUCACUGGCGGAAUCCUAGCGACAGUGAUCCUCCUCUGUAUCAUUGCUGUCCUGUGCUACUGUAGGCUCCAGUAUUACUGCUGCAAGAAGAGCACAGAUGACGACGAGGAUGCUGAGGAGGAGGAGGAAGAGGAGGGACACGACCUUCCCAUCCAUCCCCGCGCCUCCACCUGCAAUGCCUGCAGCUCCCAAGUCCUGGAUGGCAGAGGCAGCCUGGCACCUCUCACCAGCGAGCCUUGCAGCCAGCCCUGUGGGGUGGUGGCCAGCCACUGCACCACCUGCUCCCCGUACCGCACCCCCUUCUACAUACGGACAGCUGACAUGGUGCCCAACGGGGGCGGAGGCGAGAGGCUCCCCUUUGCCCCUCCACAUUACAAAGAGGGGGGAACCCCAUCCCUCAAGUUGGCAGCACCUCAGAGUUACCCGGUGACCUGGCCAAGUUCUGGGCAUGAGGCCUUCACUAAUCCAAGGGCUAUUAGUACAGAUGUAUAAUCCUUUCACCCCGGUCUGCACACACCCAACACAGUCCCAGCAGGAGCAAUGGAGUGGUGGAGGGGACCUUCCAGUCGCCCCACAGGAACCAUCUCAGUUUCUCUGGCUUCCACAGCAGAGGGUUCACUAGGAUGUGAGCUAUUAAAUGCAUUGAGGACCAGGGCGGGACCUGCGGCCCGGAAGCGGCGACUUGAUAAGUCUGCAAUGUCACCAGUUUCUCUCUGGAGAUUUCCCUCUAACAGCCAAGCUCUACCACAACCCCACCCAGUAAGCCUAGACCCUUGGCUUCGCUGGGCUGUGCAAAGGAGCACCAGGGAAGGGUAUGCAAAGGUUCUGGAGGCUUCCAGAGACCUUGAUGAAGAGGGCAUGCCUAGGAGAAAUGGACGCAAAGGGAAAGGUGAGGACUAGACAUUCCAGGAUCUGAGAGGAGAGAGAGAAAAAACUGUUAAAGGACCCCACCCCACCCCACCCCCGGCUUUGCUUGCUGGAAUCUGCCAAUGAGCUGAUUUCCACUCUUUUUACUUUGUUUGCCUGCUCUGAUAGGUCUAUGCGUUUUGGAAACAACCCAUCUGCUAUCUCGCCCCUCCUCACGAAACACAUCAAAUUGACGCUAAGUGCCACAGCACACGGCUGUUUAUGGGGACCAUAGCCAGAAGAGUCUAUACAACCUUGUUUCCCCUUCAAGUCCUUUCUUAUGCCCCCUGUUAGAGAGGCUUCCCUACGUUUUAAUCACUGCAGUUUUAGAAGCCGAGUGAACAGCUCUUAGUGUUUAUCCCUGUUCCUCCAUACUUAGCCACAGUUGCAGAGUCAACCCUGUGAGGGGGUAUGCAUGCCCAUUCCCAGGGGGAGGGGUACCCUACUCAUCACCAGCAGCAGCCAUGUGGCUUUGCCUCCUUCAGGAGCUGCAGAGCAGAAGGGUCCAGGGUCCCAACAAGAAAGGAAAAUCUGGUUCUCCAGCAGCGGGACCAAAAGGCAAUUCAAGUGGCCAGUUUCCACGGCAACCAGGAGGGAUCAGAGGCAAUGCUGCAGCAGUUAAGUUCCCAUGCACCUGCACAAGCUCCUCUAGAGGCCCAGUGCAUCUCUUGAGCAUCCAUCUAGGAUGUAACAUUAUGAACAGGACCAUUUUAUCACAUCAGGGGAUGUGGCCUUUUUUCCCCCCGAGUUCUGGGGAGGGGGUGUCUCCUGAAGGUUGGCCCUGUCUCAGUAAUUAGACUUCAAGCUUGCUUGCCCUCCCUCCUUCGGCCCCCUAACUCUCCAGUCUCUUGGUGACGAGCUAUUUUUCUGUCGUAUUCUAGUCCCAAGUCCCCACACCUCCCGCUUAUCACCUAGCAGUGGCCUUCUGGGUUUGUGUCGCUGUUUGUUUGUUUUGUUUUGCUUAGGUGUUUUUGCUUUUUUGUUUUGUUUUAGUAAGUGUGCCUGAUAAGUUCUCCAGUUACCUCUGUG
This is a messenger RNA of Peromyscus maniculatus bairdii (prairie deer mouse), 1978 nucleotides long. RefSeq names its product protein FAM163A. The record is from RefSeq and is a predicted model, not a curated record. Lineage: Eukaryota; Metazoa; Chordata; Mammalia; Rodentia; Cricetidae.